AUGUCUUCCGUUAGAACAUCAAGCUCAUCUGUUGAACACGCAGACAAUGAGAAAGCACAACAUUUGAAAGUUGUAACCUACGACAAAUCAAUUGUUGAUGAUGAUGAAUACGACUUGGAUGAUCCAAAAAAUUAUAGCACCAAUUACGUUGACGAAUAUAAUCCAAGGGGAUUGAGAGUUCCAACAAAAACUGAAGAGCAAACAUUAAGAAGAGUUGUUGGUAAGAUAAAUUAUGCAAUUUUCUUAAUUUGUGUUGUUGAAUUUUCCGAAAGAGCUUCUUAUUAUUCAGUUACUGGUAUCUUGUCGAAUUUCAUUCAAAGACCUUUGCCUGAGGAUUCACCACAUGGGUGGGGUGCCCCAGCUCACGAUGACGGUAGUGAAAGUGCUGGUGCGUUGAAUAGAGGCUUACAAGCAGCCAGUGCUUUAACAAACUUGGUUACAUUUUUAGCUUAUGUUGUGCCAUUGUUUGGAGGUUACUUGGCUGAUACCACAUGGGGAAGAUGGAAAACGAUUCAAUGGGGUGUUGUAUUCGGAGGUAUCUCCCACGUCUUGUUUAUUGUUUCCGCUGCUCCAAGUGUCAUUGCUAAUGGGAAAGCUGGAUUGGCACUUUGUAUUCUUGCUAUUUUUACCUUGGCGUUUGGAUCUGGAUUCAUCAAACCAAAUCUUUUGCCAUUGAUGUUGGACCAGUACCCAGAGUCGGGUAAUAGAGUUAAAGUGCUAAAGAGUGGUGAAAAAGUUCUUGUUGAUAGAGAAAAGACCUUGGAAAGUGUUACCUUGAUCUUUUAUUGGGCUAUCAACAUUGGGGCAUUUUUUCAAUUGGCAACUUCUUAUUGUGAAAGGCGUGUUGGGUUUUGGUUAGCCUUUUUUGUUCCAUUGGUACUUUAUCUUUUUAUGCCAAUUGCAUUCUGGUUGGUUAAACCUAAAUUGGUUUUUGAAAAACCAAGUGGAUCAAUCAUUGGCUUGGUGAUUAAGAUCCUCGUUGUGUCAUUUUCUGGGAACUUCAUUAAACGUGUCUUUGAUGGUACCUUUUGGGAAUAUGCCAAACCAUCGGUCAUGAGAGCAAGGGGUCGUGAAUACUUCAACACCAAAAAACAAACCCCCAUCACUUGGACUGACCAACACGUUCUCGAUGUCAAACAAACCUUGGACGCUUGUAAGUUGUUUGUUUAUUUCAUUUUUUACAACUUGGCAGACAGUGGGUUAGGUUCAGUAGAAACAUCUUUGGCUGGUGCAAUGAACUUGAAUGGUGUGCCAAAUGACUUGUUUAGCAAUUUUAAUCCACUUGCAAUCAUUGUUGUCAUCCCUGUUUUGGAUUACAUUGUUUAUCCACUUUUGAGAAGAUUACGUAUCAAUUUCAGGCCAAUUCAGAGAGUGUUUCUUGGAUUUGUCAUUGCUGCAAUGUCUCAAGUUGCUGGUGCUGUUUUGCAACAUCGUGUUUACCAAACAUCCCCUUGUGGAAACCAUUCAACCAAUUGUCCCGAACCAUCGCCCAUCAGUGCUUGGCAAGCAUCAUCUAUAUAUAUCUUGGCCGGUGCUUCUGAAUGUUUUGCUAUGGCCACGAUUUACGCACUUGCUUAUACCAGAGCAGCUCCCUCGAUGAAAGGACUAACCACCGCGUUGUUUUUGUUUACAUCCGCAAUUAGUGCUGCAAUUAGUUUAGCUGUUACUCCCGCAUUGAAUGAUCCACAUUUAGUAAUUGUGUUUAGUGUUAUUGGUGGUGUUACAUUCUUGGCUGGUGUUGUUAUGUUUAUUCAAUUCUUUAAUUUGCAUAAAACUAUGGAGGAAGAAGAGAAGGAGAGAAUCGCGUUAGGAGGUUCUAUUGUUCCUGAAAAGAUCCAUCCAGGUGAAGCCUUGGAGCCGGUUAGCAGCGUUCAUGCUAGGUAUCCAUUAGAUGCAGUGACGUCUCUAAGAUCAAUAUGA
This is a messenger RNA of Lodderomyces parapsilosis, 1920 nucleotides long. It is a transcript of the gene PTR2, whose product is annotated as Ptr2p. NCBI's taxonomy places the organism in Eukaryota, Fungi, Ascomycota, Pichiomycetes, Serinales, Debaryomycetaceae. Gene Ontology annotation, biological process: oligopeptide transport; transmembrane transport. The transcript has a single exon. Gene Ontology annotation, molecular function: dipeptide transmembrane transporter activity. The record is from RefSeq and is a predicted model, not a curated record. The coding region runs from base 1 to 1920 and encodes 639 amino acids. Gene Ontology annotation, cellular component: membrane.